This is a messenger RNA of Chiloscyllium plagiosum (whitespotted bambooshark), 3592 nucleotides long. It is a transcript of the gene lrrc69, whose product is annotated as leucine rich repeat containing 69. Gene Ontology annotation, molecular function: protein binding. The record is from RefSeq and is a predicted model, not a curated record. Gene Ontology annotation, cellular component: cytoplasm. NCBI's taxonomy places the organism in Eukaryota, Metazoa, Chordata, Chondrichthyes, Orectolobiformes, Hemiscylliidae.
CCAGCCCCACCCCCACAUGACCUGUCCCCUCCCUAACCCCGCCUCCUCUCCCCAGUUUGACACACUGGCCCACCUGACACCCUCAGCCCUCCCACCAAUCUGAUACCUCUAGCUCCCGAGCCGAACUCCCCAGCUUUCUCAACCCGACUUCCCUCCACAUCAACGCUAUCCUUGUUCAGAUCCUCCAUCUCCUACCCUAUUAAGUAUUAAACUACAAAACAUUCUGAAUGCAGUCCCACUUUCAAGCCAACUUCUGCCCUGUAAAUGCCCCAGAUCCUGCAGUGGGGCCGCAUUGCCUUGUAUGACGUCAUAUAUGAUCUCUCACAUAGAUGGAAAAUAUCUCAUGUUGAAGAAAAGCCUGAUAGUUACUCCUGGCCAAUGUUUAUUCCCGCAAUUCACAUCACAAAACAGGUUAUCUACUCAUUACCAUGUUUGUGGGAGCCUGUGCAUUUCUUUCAUUACAAUGGCUAAAUUUAAAAAUUACUUCAUUGAAUGUAAACUAUAUUGAGAUGUCUUGUGUUCAUGCUAUAUAAAUGCAUACUUUCUGUUCAACCAUCCUAAUCAUGGAUAUACAGGCAGCCUAGUUCACUUACUCUUCUCCCUAAUUACUGAAAAACUGCCUUUAUGCUGGCCUUUCAUGAUUCCCAUCCUCAUGCCUCAUCCAAAUCCCAAAACUCUGUCCUACAGCUUCCUCACCAUCGCCUUAACCCUCCCACCAUCUCUACUGAUUGUGAUGUUUAUCCCAUUCACAAUUACUCCCACUGACUGUAACCCCUGUUUCUACUCAUUGUAAACCUCAUCUCAAAUUCACCAUGACACUUGACCUGUCUGUUCUCUGCUUGUGCCCCGACUCUCAAACAACACUACUGCCCCAACCGAGCUGUACCCAUGCUGAUGCCAUUUCCUGUAAAUCUAAUCCAACAUCAGUUAACAUCCAUCUUGUGCUGUUGACAGAACUCAAUUUGGGAAAUAAUUCCUUUGAAGCACUUCCAGAAGUUCUGAAACAUCUAAGACAAUUAAGGAAGCUCCACUUGUUUGAUAACAAACUCGAAGCAUUAUCUCCAAAUGUAUUGGAAUGUUUAGAAAACCUAACUUUCUUGAACCUGAAUAAAAACAAGUUGACAACCUUGCCUGAAGAGAUAUGCAGGCUGGCACAGCUCAAAUAUCUUACUGUGAACAACAACCAACUGGAGAGCGUUCCAAGCAAACUUUGUCUCCUACAACAUCUUUGUGAACUACAUUUAGCACACAAUAAACUCAAAUCACUUCCACAUGACAUUGGAUAUUUGACUAAUCUCAAGAAGCUUUCUGUGCCAAGGAAUGAAAUCCAGGUGCUCCCUGAAGAACUGUGUGUACUAAGAAACUUGAAAGUAUUAGAUGUUGCUGGAAAUCAAUUACAUAUUUUCCCAACAAAGGAGAUGUGUAAAAGCAAGAGUGCAAAACACUUCCCACUACACUGUCAAGCUGUUGACAAAAGCUGUCCACGUGACCAAAGAAAUUUACUGUACCUUAAACUGGAAGAAUUCUACUACGAACAGAAUCCUCUUUUGGAAAAAGAUCUUAUUACGUCAACACAAAUGAAUGAAGUUUUAACUCUUCAGGAAAUUACAGCACGCUAUAUCUUGAAUGGACUGAGUGGUAAUUCACUCUCUGAAGCUCUUGAACAUUAUCCAGAAGCAAGAAAAAUAUUGGCUCAUGCAAGUUUGUGCGCUGUAUGUAAACGUAGCUUUCUGAACACCUGGCUUGAAUGUGUGAGCUUUGUUGAUCUAGCAAAGAAAAUUAGCAUAACUAGUCCUGUUCACGUUGUUCCCAUCCGAGCGUUGCUUUGUUCGUACAAAUGUUUUAAUGAAUCAGGUCAUCAGUUCUAUGGGAUAGCAAUUCCGUAAAUCAGGUCAUCAGUUUUUAUGGGAUAGCAAUUCCAUGAGUAGUAUAACAAAACAACAUGAAGAAAUGAAGACCAACUUCAUGAACUGCAGAUAACAUAUGUUUUGGGUUGUGUUUUGAGGAACUCACAAUGAUAAAGAAUAGACUAUUUGCAGAUUUACAGAUAACAUAUUUCCAAAACAGGUGGUUCUGCUAUUACGCGGUAGUUGCAUUCUUGUGCAACCCUAUGCUAUACAAAAAUUGCACAAUACAAAUACACUUAAAGUCUUGGUGAUGUAAUCACCUUAUAGCCAACUCACGCUUUAAAAGUUCGCGUUUUAAUACAAGCAUUUCGCAUUCAUCUAAUCGCAUUACAGCCAAUUUGCGUUAAUGAAAAAUGCGUCAUAGCAGAACUAGCUAUAUUCUCAAUCCAUUGAGUACAACAUUCAUUUUAUAUGAUUCUUGUUUCAAAAAUGCCAUUUUUGUUCAGUUUUAAUGUUAACUCAUUAGUGAUUCACUUUUUGGGAGAAUGAAAAUGUGCAAGUUCCUGCUUCGAGUAUCUGUCAUGUUUUACCUACAAUAGAAUUUUUCUUUUGUGUCUGCCUCUUGAUGAAUAGGAAGUAGAGCACAGAAUUCAAGAUGCACAUGCUAAGAUGUGUUACAUUUAUUCCAUUUUAAUCGUGAUUUGUGUCAUGUUGGACUUGUCUACAGACACCGAUGAGGUGAUUUGUAGUGCUUUUUGUGGUGUUAUAACCUCAAAAACAAAUCAAAGAACAUUCUGUUUACAGAUAUCUUUGCAGUUAUCCUUAUAUUUUUACUAAAAAUUGUUUUCUAGAUAAAUUGGCUAGAGCUACCUAGAAUAUAUUUGUUCUCGUCUAAAGUGCUUACUACAACGAAGGCCAGCCUUCUUUGUACUCCAGUGUUGCACUCCAAGAAUACAUGGGCAGUUUUGAUGAAAAGAAAGUAAUAUAUUCCUCCUUCAGAAAAAAACUUUAAUCUGACCAUCUAUUCUUCCUUCCCUCCUUUGAUUUCCAACUUACUAACUCCUCAGGAAAUGGAAGACUGAGUUGGAGCAUCAGACUCUGGUGUUUCUCACAUUUUUCAGCUACAUCAGAGACAAGAGAAAUUGUGGAAUGAUAUUAAAGUUGCCCAAGAGAACUCUAGCUGUGGCAUACCACCUUUUGUAAGAGUUCAAUUUUAUGUGAAUCUAAAAAAAGGAGAAAAUCAAUACAUAUCUUGCAGAUAUCUUUCUGGGAAAUCACAAGAUUAGUGGGUAAGGAAAAUGGCAUUUUUGAUUAAGCCAUAUCGAAAUGGGCUGGAUGUGAUGCAUUAAUUAGACUACCUGAGUACCUUCUUCAUGUUUGUAUUUUAUCAGAUAAAAGAAUGAUCACAAACUAGACAAGCUAUAGAAUGGUUUAGCUCAAAAGAAACCAUGCCUGUGCUAGUACUUUGAAAGAUCCAUUCAACAAUAUAACAACAGAAAAUGCUGGAAAUACUCAGCAGGUUAGGCAGCUUCUGUGGAGAGAAAAGAAGUUAAUGCUUUGUGUCAAUGAUGACCUUUCAUCAGAACUGGACUCAAGGAUUCAUAUUAACCUGAGGCACGAACUCCAUUUCUAGCCUUUUUGGUACUCCUUUCCUCAACCUGCAAUAUUCUCGUUUUGUGUUAGUCCCAGUCUGCACUUUCUCUAGUCCUGCAUAUUUUCUCCCUCCAAAAAUUUUACAAUUCAAC